Messenger RNA from Menidia menidia (Atlantic silverside), 4748 nucleotides. NCBI's taxonomy places the organism in Eukaryota, Metazoa, Chordata, Actinopteri, Atheriniformes, Atherinopsidae. The record is from the annotation of a GenBank genome assembly.
AUGUCACCCUCCGACACACAUGACAGUGCGUCAGCAGCCAGCAGUAUGGAGGUGACGGACCGCAUCGCCUCCCUGGAGCAGAGGGUCCAGAUGCAGGAGGACGAGAUCCAGCUGCUCAAGUCCGCUUUGGCCGACGUGGUGCGCAGACUCAACCUGUCGGAGGAGCAGCAGGCCAUGGGGUCUCGAAGAGGACCCACCAAAGCCCGGCCAAUGAUCGCCACCCUGCCAUUACGGCCCACGGUAAACAACGGGACCAUCCUACCAAAGAAGGGCAGCAGCACUCUGCCCUCGCCAUCUGGAUCUGGAUCCAGGAAAGACACCAGCACAGCAGCCAGCAAGAGCACUGUAAGGAGAGCCAACUCAAACGAACACAUGGGGACUCUCACCCGGAAAGAUUCAGGUGACUCAAAGGGCAACCGCACUCGUGCCGGGUCCACCGGCAGCAACUCCAGCGGCAAAAGGAGUGACAGCAAGCAGAGGGAUCCAGUAUUCAAUGCAGAGGAAGGUUAUGUGAAAAUGUUCCUUAAGGGCCGCCCCAUCACCAUGUACAUGCCCAAAGACCAGGUGGACAGCUACUGCCUGGAGGCCAGAGCCGAGCUGCCCGGCAACAAACUCAAGCUGGACUGGGUCUACGGUUACCGCGGUCGAGACUGUCGCUCCAACCUUUACCUGCUUCCCACCGGAGAGACGGUGUAUUUCAUCGCCUCGGUGGUCGUCCUGUUCAAUGUGGACGAGCAGCUGCAGAGACACUACACCGGACACACAGACGACAUCAAAUGCCUUGCUGUCCACCCUGAUAAGAUCACCAUAGCUACUGGCCAGGUGGCGGGCACCUCCUCAGAUGGAAAACUGGCUCCUCACGUCCGUGUGUGGGACUCUGUCAGCCUCAACACCCUCCAUGUCCUAGGAGCAGGUUUCUUUGACCGAGCGCUGGUUUGCCUGGCGUUCUCCAAGUCGAAUGGAGGAAACACGCUUUGCGUGGUAGAUGACUCCAACGACCACGUCCUCUCUGUGUGGGACUGGCAGAGAGAGGACAGGCUGGCCGAGGUUAAGUGCUCCAACGAGUCAGUGUUUGCUGCAGACUUUCACCCAACAGACAGCAACAUCAUUGUGACUUGUGGCAAGUCUCAUCUCUAUUUCUGGACCAUGGAGAAAGGCAUGCUGGUCAAGAAACAAGGGCUGUUUGAGAAACAGGAGAAGCCCAAGUUUGUGUUGUGUGUGACCUUUGCAGAAAAUGGAGACGCCAUCACUGGAGACUCGAGCGGAAACAUUCUGGUGUGGGGAAAAGGCACUAAUCGCAUCAGCCACGUCAUCCAAGGAGCUCACGAGGGCAGCAUCUUUGCUGUGUGCAUGCUGAGGAACGGCACACUGGUGUCUGGGGGGAAAGACCGCAAGCUUGUUUCCUGGGACAGCAGCUACCAGAAGACACAAGCAGUGGAGGUGCCAGAACUGUUCGGCCCAAUUCGGACCAUAGCAGAGGGCAGAGGGGAGACCGUGCUCAUCGGGACCACCAAGAACUUUGUCUUACAGGGAAGUUUGGAUGGAGAAUUCACACCAAUUACACAGGGUCACACUGACGAGUUGUGGGGUCUGGCCGUCCAUCCGUGUAAACCUCAGUUCCUGACCUGUGGCUAUGACAGGCAGAUCUGCCUGUGGGACUCCAGCGUCCAUCAGCUCAUUUGGGCCAAGAGCAUCGAAGAUACGGCUCAGUCGGCAGGCUUCCACCCGUGUGGAGCGGUGGUUGCCAUCGGCACCCAGACUGGCAGGUGGCUGGUGCUGGACACAGACUCUAAGGAUUUGGUCACAGUGCACACAGAUGGGAAUGAGCAGCUGUCCGUGAUGCGCUACGGACCAGAUGGUAAUUUCCUGGCUAUUGGUUCCCACGACAACUACAUCUACAUCUACGCCGUGGCGGAAAAUGGGAGGAAAUAUAGCCGAGUGGGGAAGUGUUCAGGCCACUCCAGUUUCAUCACCCAUUUGGACUGGUCAGUGGACUCCCAGUACCUGGUGUCAAAUUCGGGCGACUAUGAGAUACUGUACUGGAUCCCGUCAGUGUGUAAACAGGUGGUCAGUGUGGAGACCACCAGAGAUAUCGAAUGGGGGACCAGCACUUGCACUCUGGGCUUCCAGGUCUUCGGCCUGUGGCCCGAAGGGUCCGACGGCACCGACAUCAACGCUGUGUGCAGGUCCAAUGACAAGAGCCUCCUGGUUACCGGGGACGACUUUGGGAAAGUCCACCUCUUUUCGUACCCCUGCUCACAGUUCAGGGCUCCCAGCCAUGUUUAUGGAGGCCACAGCAGCCACGUGACCAACGUGACCUUCCUGUGCGACGACAGCCACCUCGUGUCGACGGGGGGGAAGGACAUGAGCGUCCUGCAGUGGAGGAUAGUCUGAGGGCCCCAACGGGAAGCGUUAGCGUCUCACAGCUGCUGCCCACUGCACCCCCGGAGAGGCCAACUGUACUAAAACCAACCAAACCAAACCUAAAUGAAGACUAAACAAGAAGUGGAUCUGACUGAACUGAAGCGAUUUGAAAGAAGAGAAACUGAGUCUUUCCUUCUGGGCUGCUCACAGAUGAGUUGAACAGGCGGAGGCGGAAUGAACAGCUGCUUGAAAUGUCCUCCUUUUUACUCUUCUUUUUCUCUUUCUUAACAUUUUUAAUGUACUGUAGACUUGUGAUAUGAGACAGAGUGAGUCUGGCUUAACAGAACCGAAGGCUCCGACUUGUCCAGCACCUGUUUAGAGGACCCUCCCGUCUCAGACGGUGACUCAGGAGGUUUUUUCUGUAGUCUGUCAGAGCCGUUUCAGCCUGUCGGAAAGGGAGAUCCGAGACCCACACAACACACUAUGAAAGGAAAGAAAAAUGGGGUUUUCUAACUGUUAAACUUUCUUUUAUUCUGUAUUUAACAACUCAGGAAAGCACUAUUGAGGCAAGACCCUUCCCCCUUAUGAACACACCAGAACUUUGUCUGCCCCAGAAAUAUUGUCACUUAAGUAUUCAAAGCCAUCGCCCACAGUUUACAUUUGACAAAAUUGUCCCUGAUUCAUUUGUAUCAGCCUUGAUUUACCUAUUCAGUGUAGGAAAUGCAAUGAAACAGAUUUGAAUCUGAUGAUAAUCUAAUAUAUUUAUGCAGAGGUCAUGCCAAAUUGCGAUAUUUUUUAUUAUGGAAAAAAAAAACAUCCAAAUAUAUUCCAAACAUUAGCGCUUCCAGGUCUUAGAAAAUGUACACUUUCAAUUAUUUAUUGAUCAUAUCUCAAAUCAUGCACUGCCAGUUGGAAUUCCUUUGAUCUGUCCCAUUAACUAAUCCCCGUUUAGUCCCGGGUGGGUAAAUGUGCCCAGAGUCUUGAAACUUAACUGAGGAAAAUGUGAGUGAUUAUUGAAACUGUUUUAGAUUUUUUUUUUAGGAUGACAUGUAGGUUCUUUGUCUUAUCUUUUGUCUCGAUUUCAAGGAGCAUCGAAACCAAGUGUACCCAGUUUUUCUAUGUGUCUACGUUGAAUUGCACCGAGAUACGUUAACAGAGGUGAAGGAUGAGACCACAACACUGUAACUGUCUGACCUGCUCUGUCAGGAGCUCGCAGGAAAGAGUUUACUGAACUGAACCCCUUCUUUAGGUGUUUUUUCUCUCCACAAUGCUUCCGCCUGGUGAACGUGCAGCCGGCCCAUUCGUUUUUGGCACGCCACAGAAAUCUGUGUCGGCCGCCACAAACUGUCCCGGUCGUUCAGAUCCACGGUACACAACGCGUCACAUUCCUCUCCCUCUGACCCGCCGAGCUUGCACACGUGCAUGAGUGCAUUUGAUGUGAUAUUGAACUGGAUUUGAGCUGGUUCGAGUGCGAGCAUCACGUCGGCCGAAGGAGUAGUCUGACCAGAACAUCCUCAGAAGUCCUACAACAGCUGAAAUUUGAACUAAACGGGAUGGAUUUAACGUGACCAGUCUCACCUCUUAACACACUGCGCUGCCAAUUCAAAACCAUUAAACAUUUUAAAUCUGACUGAAUGUAAUUGAGAGCUGAAAUUCUUUGUGUGCCUUCUUUUAGUUUCCAGACUGUCCAUUUGUUCAUUGUUGUUGUUGAUUUGAAAUCUGAAUUAUUAGGGGAAUGCUUCUGGAUAGCUAUAAAUUACUUAAACUGUUAAAAUUGUACAAAAUACCACAUCAGACAGCAAACCACUUCAAAUAACUCACAACAUCCAACUUGAAACACAAGUGUUUAGAAAAUGAAGACCAAAAUCGGAAACCAAAAAUUUGAACUUGAGGAACAAUGGAAGCAUAGCCUCAAUAAAUGUAAUAUUUUGUAAAAAAAACAAAUAAAAAAAAAACAUUUAAAGAAUACUUAACCAUAAACACGUCAUUUUAUAAACCAGAUCUAAUCCAAAAUAUCAAAACAAUCUUUUAAAAAAGCCAAAACAACAGAGCAAAAACGUAUUUUCAGCCAAAGCGAAAAACAAGUUUAACAAAAUAUAAAAUUUAGAAAAUAAUACACAAAAAUAGAAUUGAAAAUGCAUCCAAUUCGUACCAAGAUGAUAAGAGUUACAUCUAACUUUGAAUGUAACAUUUUUCAACAGCUGUUUGGGGACAUUUUGGGGGUGUCUCAGUUUUCUGAAGGGUUAUUUUUGGUUCUUUUCUAUCUUUAACUUUUUGUUGUUGUGUUUUAAACUGUGCUGUUUUUGUUAAUGUGUUGACUGUGGCUUCAUUAUGUUUUAUGUUUUGUGUGUGGUAGUGAUGUGUUUCUGUGUGUGUUUCUGUGU